AUGGAGGGGCCGCAGGCGGUCACGGGCGGGGACGUGUCCCUGCACAACUUCAGCGCAAGGCUGUGGGAGCAACUCGUCCACUUUCACGUCAUGCGGCUGACGGACUCGCUUUUCCUGUGGGUUGGGGCCACGCCGCACUUGCGCAACCUCGCCGUCGCCAUGUGCAACCGCUACGACUCCAUUCCAGUGUCCACUUCCCUCCUUGGAGACACUUCCGACACAACGUCCACUGGCCUGGCCCAGCGCCUAGCCAGGAAGACCAACAAACAGGUGUUUGUCAGCUAUAAUCUUCAGAAUACAGACAGCAGCUUCUCAUUACUUGUGGAAAACAGGAUCAAAGAAGAAAUGGACGCUUUUCCGGAGAAGUUCUAGCUGAGUUGGCAGAAGAUGAGGACAGUCCACACAAAGUGAGAGGCACUCUGUCCCUCUCGGGGCUGCAGAGAAGACUGUUUACAGCAGGUUAAAGCAGUGACGCCAGGAGAGUGGAAUCAACACGGA
Messenger RNA from Loxodonta africana (African savanna elephant), 498 nucleotides. RefSeq names its product proteasome assembly chaperone 4 (gene PSMG4). NCBI's taxonomy places the organism in Eukaryota, Metazoa, Chordata, Mammalia, Proboscidea, Elephantidae. The record is from RefSeq and is a predicted model, not a curated record. Gene Ontology annotation, biological process: proteasome assembly. The transcript is spliced from 4 exons. The coding region runs from base 1 to 372 and encodes 123 amino acids.